GGGGCGUUGGCUGACCUGCCCGGGCCCGGUAUUGCACCCGGCGGGCGUCGGGCCUUCCCGGAGCCUGCCUGGGGCGGGGGGGCGGAUUCCCCGGCGCCUCGCCAUGGCCGGGGCCAUAGCGUCUCGGAUGAGCUUCAGCUCCCUGAAGAGAAAACAGCCGAAAACCUUCACGGUGCGGAUUAUGACCAUGGACGCCGAGAUGGAGUUCAGCUGUGAGGUGAAGUGGAAAGGGAAGGAUUUAUUUGACUUGGUGUGCAGGACCUUAGGACUCCGAGAAACCUGGUUCUUUGGACUUCAGUACACGAUCAAGGAUACCGUGGCCUGGCUCAAAAUGGACAAGAAGGUUCUGGAUCAUGAUGUUCCAACAGAGGAGCCGGUCACGUUUCACUUCCUUGCCAAAUUUUACCCUGAGAAUGCGGAGGAGGAGCUGGUUCAGGAGAUCACACAGCACUUGUUCUUUCUGCAAGUAAAGAAACAGAUUUUAGAUGAGAAGAUCUACUGUCCUCCUGAGGCAUCUGUGCUGCUGGCCUCCUAUGCCGUCCAAGCCAAGUAUGGUGAUUACGAUCCCACUGUUCAUCAGCGUGGCUUUUUAGCGCAAGAGGAGUUGCUUCCAAAACGGGUAAUUAACCUGUACCAGAUGACUCCAGAAAUGUGGGAGGAAAGAAUAACAGCCUGGUAUGCAGAACAUCGAGGCAGGGCAAGAGAUGAAGCUGAAAUGGAAUAUUUGAAGAUCGCUCAGGAUUUGGAGAUGUAUGGAGUAAACUACUUUGCAAUUAGGAAUAAGAAGGGCACUGAGCUGUUGCUUGGGGUUGAUGCACUGGGGCUUCACAUCUAUGACCCAGAAAACAGACUGACCCCCAAAAUCUCUUUUCCAUGGAAUGAGAUCCGGAAUAUCUCUUACAGUGAUAAGGAGUUUACAAUUAAGCCACUGGACAAAAAGAUCGAUGUCUUUAAAUUCAAUUCAUCAAAGCUGCGUGUGAAUAAGCUGAUUCUUCAGCUGUGUAUUGGAAACCAUGAUCUAUUCAUGAGGAGGAGGAAGGCAGACUCACUGGAGGUCCAGCAGAUGAAAGCACAGGCCAGGGAGGAGAAGGCCAGAAAGCAGAUGGAAAGACAGCGGCUGGCUCGAGAGAAGCAGAUGAGGGAAGAGGCAGAGCGAACAAGGGAUGAGUUGGAGAGGAGGUUGUUGCAGUUAAAGGAGGAGGCGACAAUGGCCAAUGAGGCUCUGAUGAGAUCUGAAGAGACAGCAGACUUGCUGGCUGAAAAAGCCCAGAUCACAGAAGAGGAAGCCAAGCUGCUGGCUCAGAAAGCAGCUGAGGCGGAGCAGGAGAUGCAGCGGAUCAAAGCCACAGCAAUCCGGACAGAGGAAGAGAAACGGUUGAUGGAACAGAAGGUCGUGGAGGCAGAGAUGUUGGCAUUGAAGAUGGCAGAAGAAUCAGAGAGAAGGGCAAAGGAGGCUGAUCAGCUAAAGCAGGACCUUCAGGAGGCUCGAGAGUCUGAGCGGAGAGCAAAGCAGAAGCUCUUGGAGAUCACCAGCAAGUCAUCAUACAUGCAGCCCAUGAACUCAGGUAUGACAGUGCUGCCUGCUGACCUGCCAAGCUUCAACCUCAUCAGUGAGAGCCUCUCCUUUGACUUCAAGGAUACAGACAUGAAGAGACUUUCCAUGGAAAUAGAGAAAGAGAAAGUGGAGUACAUGGAGAAGAGCAAGCACCUGCAGGAGCAACUAAAUGAGUUGAAGACUGAGAUUGAGGCGCUGAAGCUGAAGGAGAGGGAGACGGCGCUGGAUAUACUGCACAAUGAGAAUGCCGACCGAGGCAACAGCAAGCACAACACCAUUAAAAAGCCUCAAGCCCAGGGCAGAAGACCUAUCUGCAUUUGAGACUUCAAAGUAGGUUAUUCCAAGCUUACUUUGCAGAGCACCAAGUCCCGUGUGGCCUUCUUCGAGGAGCUCUAGGAGGUGACCCAGCCAUCCUGCACUGCUGCUUCCAGCGAGCCAACCACGUGCCAGCCAGAGCUUCCUUCAGCAAGGCUAUAUAGGCACAUCCCAAUGGCUGGGGAGCCAGGAAUACAGCCCCUCUACAUGCUGUCUGAGUGCACUCUGGUACAUGAUGCUGUUCCUGUGCAAUGGACUUGGUCCGUCAGCUGUCUGUGGAUUUCAGCGUGAUGAUCUCUAGUUUAGUGUAUCCUAAUCCCCCUUAUAGGUUUUUAACUAGCUACUCUCUUCUACUGUUUAUAAUGCAGAGCUGUGUAUCCCUUGCAGUCUUUUUAAGCAGUAUUUGUAUUUGGGCGUGACUGUCAUGUGACUUUCUGGGAGCUGGUGAGUAGGCACGUGUGCCUUGGAAGGGUUGCCUUUCCCUUCCAGCCCUGCUUUAGGGAAUACCACAAAUAAUGUGCACUUCUGCAGGUGGAGAUGUGGUGCGUUCAGCAGUUCAGGAGCCAGGCGGCGAGAUGUGUGCUAUUCUCUCCAUAUCCCCUGUACUUCUGCCUGACUCUUGGAGGAGCUGAGUACUGGUAGCUCCCAUUGGUCACACACACAGUGGUAUAAUGGAAUGCUUUAAUCAGUGGUACAGCCUCCCCUAUGAGAGCGUGGUUAGGUCUGGUCUUCCUGCCUAUCAGAGGAUCUAACAGACCUAGAAGGGUUCAGAGAUAUGCUGUGGGAAUAGGUCUGGAACGACUUCUGUAUAAGGAGAGAUUGAAAAGAUUCUGGCUGUUUACCUUAGAGAGCUGCUGCAUAGAAGGGACAUUACAAAGGUGUGCAAACUAAUGAAUGGUAUGGAGAAAAUAGAUCUCCCUUCUCCAGUAUGACGCAAGAGCAAGGGCAUAGUCAAGGAAACUGAAAAGUGGCAUAUCCAGCACUGAUCAAAGGAAAUACUUUCCCACACAGUGUGCAAUGAGCCUCUGGAACUCCUUGCUACAAGAUUCCAAGAAUUUUGUAGGAUUUGAUCUUUGUCAGGAUACAAAAAUAGCUAGAAAUGUAGCAGUGGACAUUUAAAAAGUGAAGGGGUUCUGGAAGAGAUAUGAACCUUCAUGCUUGUGCCUAGAAGCUGAUCUCUAAAUAAUGUAGAUCAGGAGGGAAUUUCCGCUGUGCCCUAGUCAUCCCAUAGCUACCUACUGCAGCCUUCUUUUCACUUUCCUCUGAAGCAUGUGGCACCUGCCACUGCUGGAGAUGGGCUAGAUGGACCACGGGUCUGAUCUACUUGUGGGAGCUGCAUGUGCUCAGCCUCUCUGCGUAUCACCUCCCUUGCUCCAUUUUGAUUCCCCUGGUAGAGUGGUAACCAGCACCCCACAAGUUGGGACUCUACUGAGAACAGUCUCAGCAUCUCUUUACUGUUGAGUCCUGUAGCGUGGCAGGAGCUGCCUUGCUCCGGUGGUGGCAGAGCCUAUGGUUUCCAGUCCGUGAAGGAGCAUGCUGUGAACACUUAUGUGGCCUGUGCCUGCCGUGAGACAGAGCCAAGCAACAGGGUUGAGUUGCUAAGGGUACGUCCAGACUACCCGCCUUAUUGGCGGGUAGCGAUUGAUUUCUUGGGGAUCAAUAUAUUGUGUCU
Chelonoidis abingdonii (Abingdon island giant tortoise) is the source of this 3542-nucleotide messenger RNA. RefSeq names its product NF2, moesin-ezrin-radixin like (MERLIN) tumor suppressor (gene NF2). The record is from RefSeq and is a predicted model, not a curated record. Gene Ontology annotation, cellular component: cytoskeleton. NCBI's taxonomy places the organism in Eukaryota, Metazoa, Chordata, Testudines, Testudinidae. Gene Ontology annotation, molecular function: actin binding.